UCUACUUUUGCAUCACAACAGAACAUAGCGUUAGCCGAGUCUGCAGAGUUGGACCUUCAUCGCGAGCUUACUAACAUAAUGGAGAAACACUUUGGUGAUACCGAAAUAAAGACUAAUGAUUUGAUGAGGAUGUUUGACGCAUUUGCAAGAUUAUACAGAGCCUCAUUCAUUACAGUUUUGAAAUUGCGAGGCGAUGCUCCUUUGGUGUCAGGCCGCACUCGUGGAGUUAUUGUGGAGUAUCGCUGGUUUCCUUGGCUGUUGAGUUACUGCUGUCUUAACCGCGAAACUACUAGCGGGACCAGCACGCGUUUCAAUUUUGUACCUACAGCGAUGCCCAAGCCUCUGAGAGCCUCAUGUACCGGCUACGAAGCCGCAAAUGCCUAUAUAAAUGAUGUUGCUCAGAAGUACACAGCAAGAAUGCGGCGCAUGAUCUCUUUUGCUCUAUUAGCAGCAAACACUAAACCAUUUCAAACUUUACAUUACGCCUACAUUUAUUGA
Molecule: messenger RNA, 498 nt
Organism: Strongylus vulgaris
Lineage: Eukaryota; Metazoa; Nematoda; Chromadorea; Rhabditida; Strongylidae
Source: the annotation of a GenBank genome assembly